Molecule: messenger RNA, 1440 nt
Organism: Alosa alosa (allis shad)
Lineage: Eukaryota; Metazoa; Chordata; Actinopteri; Clupeiformes; Clupeidae
Gene: tamalin
Product: trafficking regulator and scaffold protein tamalin
Exons: 8
Coding region: 241-1215 (324 amino acids)
Molecular function (GO): protein binding
Source: RefSeq, a predicted model, not a curated record
UUUAUCCGAAAAAAUCCACAGGGCACAGAGGCUGAAUCUCCUUGAUGUAGGCCUAACUUAAUAUUAUUCACAGUUAUAGACGAUAGAUAUAAAAAGAAGACUUUCCGGAGACUGGACAAUUGAAUUCCAAUGAACACCCAGAGUGAAACUUUUGAAGACAGUGACAGAGAAAUAUUUCCUUCCCAGUCGUAGGACUACAAUAAUUUUAGAUUUGUAACAUUUGUUUCUAAGUCGACUGACAUGUAUUCCUACGAGACGCUUGCAUAUUCGGGGGGCACCUUGCCGAGACGUAUUCGAAAUAAAUGGAGACCUCUGACACAGUCAUCAGAACUAAUCAGGACAAACGUGGUCCUGGAGAAGAAUGCAGAUGAGACAUUUGGUUUUGAAAUUCAGACUUAUGGUCUUCACCAUCAGAAUGAAAACUCAGUGGAGAUGUGUACCUUUGUUUGUAGAGUGCACAAUCACAGCCCAGCCAAACUGGCAGGUCUGAAAGUUGGAUAUACCAUUGCAUGUGUUAAUGAGACAUCAGUGGAGGGUUGCCAACACAAGGAGAUUGUUCAGCUGAUCAGGUCUUCAGGGAACAUCCUCAGACUUGAGACACUCUACAGUGAUUCAAUACGGAAGGCUGAGCUUGAUGCUAGACUGCAAUACUUAAGGCAAAUCUUGCAUGAGAAGUGGGAUGAGUACCGCUCCCUGAUGAUGCAGGAACAAAGACUAACCCACGGCAUAGUUAUGAGUGACGCUCUGAUUUAUGAGUCCCUGGAAUCAGCAGGAGUUUAUGGGAGUUUAGGUGUUCCCAGUCCCAUUACCCUUCGUGCUCAACACCUCUGGGAAGGUAGCAACAGCAGCAGUGCCAGCCACCUCAGCGUUGCCACAGAUGAAGACUCUCUGUACCAGGACUGUCUGUACCAGGGUAAUAUGCCCACCCCAUCCAACUCUGAUUCCUAUUGCAAACUGUCUCUGCAACUCUCGGCCCAGAGACUUCUUCGUCCAGCCAUUGAUCUUUUUGCUACAUCAAGAUGUUCACUCACACGUAGUGCCAGCACCCGUAGUUACUUGCAGGAACCAGAGAAUACUGCUUCAUUGUCAGGCAGCAAACAAGGGUGGUUUGGUAUAAUGCUGCCCAAGCCAAAACAAAUGAGCUUUCCGAGGAGUCUGUUGAAGUUCAUCCCUGGCUUGAACCAUGCACUGGAAGAGGAGGAAAGCAAGCUAUGACGCCUUGCAUUAAUGGGAAGGGAAUAUACCUUAAUUGUGAACAAUUGUGCACUUGUUUCCAUGUUUGUUUUCAAUUUGGCAUGCUGAUAGGUAUAGACAUUAGGUAUAGACAUUAGGUAUAGACAUUAGGUAUAGGCUGAUAGUGGGCAACUACCUCCUGGUAACACUAGGGCUGUCAAUCGAUUAAAAAAAAUAAUAAAAUGAAUUACAUACUCUGUGAUUAAU